Molecule: messenger RNA, 2748 nt
Organism: Dipodomys spectabilis (banner-tailed kangaroo rat)
Lineage: Eukaryota; Metazoa; Chordata; Mammalia; Rodentia; Heteromyidae
Gene: Elk1
Product: ETS transcription factor ELK1
Exons: 6
Coding region: 170-1462 (430 amino acids)
Biological process (GO): regulation of transcription by RNA polymerase II; cell differentiation
Cellular component (GO): nucleus
Molecular function (GO): sequence-specific DNA binding; DNA-binding transcription factor activity, RNA polymerase II-specific
Source: RefSeq, a predicted model, not a curated record
ACGCUGGGGCGGCUUUUAGGUGCUGCCGCCACCACCGCUACUGCUGCUUCAGAAUCCGGGCUUGGGGGGCGGUGGGGCUGCGUAUGGAGCCCCCGCCCCCCGGAGCUGCCAACACUGCCACCUCGCCACACACAGGUACCCCUGGGAUGGCGUGAGCGCUCCCCCAGUAAUGGACCCAUCUGUGACCCUGUGGCAGUUUCUGCUGCAGCUGCUGAGAGAGCAAGGUAAUGGCCACAUUAUCUCCUGGACCUCACGGGAUGGUGGUGAGUUCAAGCUGGUGGAUGCAGAGGAGGUGGCCCGGCUGUGGGGGCUGCGGAAGAACAAAACCAACAUGAAUUAUGACAAGCUCAGCCGGGCUUUGCGGUACUACUAUGACAAGAAUAUAAUCCGCAAGGUGAGCGGCCAGAAGUUUGUCUACAAGUUUGUGUCCUACCCAGAAGUUGCAGGGUGCUCCACAGAGGACUGCCCACCCCAGCCUGAAGUGUCUGUAGCCUCUGCAGUGGCAAAUGUUGCCCCUGCUGCUGCACAUGCUGCACCUGGAGACACUACUGCUGGAAAGCCAGGUACACCCAAGAGUGCAGGAGUGGCAGGCCCCGGCAGCCUGGCACGCAGUAGCCGAAAUGAAUAUAUGCGUUCGGGCCUCUAUUCCACCUUCACAAUCCAGUCCCUGCAGCCACAGCCACAAGUACCUCCUCACCCUCGGCCUGCCUCGGUGCUCCCUAACACUGCCUCUGCAGGAGCAGCAGCACCCCCCUCAAGGAGCAGGAGUGCCAGUCCAAACCCCUUGGAGGCCUGCCUGGAGGUGGAAGAAGCUGGCCUGCCCCUGCAGGUCAUCCUGACCCCACCUGAGGCCCCAAACAAGAAGUCAGAAGAGCUGAAUGUAGAGCCAAGUCCGGGACGCCCAUUGCCCCCACAAGUGAAAGUGGAGGGACCCAAGGAGGAGUUACAAGCUUCAGGGGAGACAGGAUUGGUGCGGGAAGCUGUCAAGGGUGAUCCGGAAGUCCCUCCCACGGAGGGCCUGCUGGCGCGGCUGCCCACAGUACUUAUGGAAACAACAGCCCCGGUGGGCGGCCUCUCAGCCUCCACCACUGAGAUUGCUCAGCCCCAGAAGGGCCGGAAGCCCCGAGAUCUGGAACUUCCACUUAGCCCGAGCCUGCUGAGUGGGCCAGGACCUGACCGGACUCCCGGAUCAGGAACUGGCUCUGGUCUUCAGGCUCCGGGACCGGCGCUGACGCCCUCUCUGCUACCUACGCAUACAUUGACCCCGGUGCUGCUGACACCCAGCUCGCUGCCCCCCAGCAUUCACUUCUGGAGCACCCUGAGUCCCAUUGCGCCCCGCAGUCCAGCCAAGCUCUCCUUCCAGUUUCCGUCCAGCGGCAGCGCACAGGUGCACAUCCCUUCCAUCAGCGUGGAUGGCCUCUCGACCCCCGUGGUGCUCUCCCCAGGGCCUCAGAAGCCAUGACUACCACCAACACCACCACCACCACCACCACCCCCUUCUGGGGUCACUCUAUCCAUGCCCCUGAACUUCUCUCCAGCCAGCCAUCUCAAGGAGAAACAUAGAACAACUAACUGACUUGUGCUUUGGUUGUGAUGGGGAUUCCUGGGAAGAAGGAUCUCUCACUCACUAACUCUUCCACCGAAAACACACAACUUCUCUUUGUCAGUCCCUCAGUGGCCGCCAUUACUCGUCUCCUACUUCCGUGGUAGGGACGGUUUAUUUAUUUAUUUUUUGAAGGCCACUGGGAGGAAUCUGGCCCAGUCCUUUUAGGGGGUGGUUUAGACAUCUCCUUCAUCUCCUCAUUUUUUUUCCUCAAAACAAGACAAUCGGGGUCUGGCUUGAGAAGGAUCUUUCUUUAUUUCUCAGCCUACCCUUGGGGAGAUGAGGGGGCCCUGUCACUAUUUUGGGGUGUGGGAAGAAGAGCUAGUUUGUUUUAUUAUUCCUGGCUAUACCUAAGGAUCCAGGAAGAAAUUGUACAGUUUAAUAGUUUGAGAGUCCUGGGCAAGGAGGAAUCACACCCUUGGGAUAGCAAUUCCCACCUCCCCAACUUUUCUCUCAGACAGUUUAUCCUUUUCUCAACCAACAUUUUGGCCAGGGAAGAACACCCGUUUUGCUGUUCUUCCCACUGAGAAGCCAUUCCUUUGUCUGCAAACUCCCUGGGGUCCUGCCUGUUGCCUCCCAAUGGAGGGGUUUUUUUUGAGUGGUCCCCGUCUGGGGGGCCUCUCCAGCCAGUACUCCAGAUCUCCCUGUCUCCCACCCCUUGCCAUUUUGAUAGUAUAAUCUAUUUUUAAAUGAGGCUUUUCAAUAUGGGAGAGGGAAGCAUCUCUUCCUGUUUUGGGGUGGGUGGGAAGGAAGGGAUUUGGGGGGAAUCUUCCUGCCACCCCCCCAAGUGUUUAUUUUUGAUACCAAACGUGUAUUUUCAGCUCCCUCCCUCCCAGCCCCCCAAUUUCCUGCGGGCGGGUGCAAAGGACCCUUUAAGUGUCCCUGGAGUUGGGAGGGAGGAAUGGGGCAUAUAAAGCCUGUCUUGUAGUUUGGGAGUUCCAGUCUGGGAAAUCCAGGCUGGACAGGGUGGGUUCAAAAUACUCCUGUCAAUACCAGCCCAGGCCUGGAGACCUGAGGGUUGGUGAUUUGGGGGACGGUGCUACACUCGUCUCCACUGUUUAUUUUAUUUCCCCAAAAUGGACCUUUUUUUCUAAAAGUCCCAGAGAAUGGGGAAUCGUUCCUGUAAAUAUAUAUUUUUAAAGGUG